UGAUUCUCGUCAUUUCUUGGCCUUUGCUAUCAUGCUGGCGGAAGAGGUGACGAGUUGCCUGCCAGGGGCUAAACUGGCAGCGGUCACACGUGAGGCUUCCACGGGUACAAUCUACGGAGUGGUGUACCGUGAAGGCAGAGUGAGCAUGGGCUUCGACAAGAAACGCGUCCGAGCUUGGCUCCUGGGUUUGUCUGAAACGGGGCAUGGAAGCUUCUACUGGAAUGAUUUCGUUCCAGCCUGCAAAUACUGUGAAAAGGCGCUUUGGCCUGCGGGGGUGGGCCAGUGUCCAGCGUGUCAGGGUCUGAAAGGGCCCGGGCAAUGCUUUCAAUUUUCUUGUGGAGACCCAGACUCUUUCGAACCUGAAUGCGAUAAUUUUCCGGAGGAAGCUCCUCAGGCGUAUUGUGGCAGUCAUCCUUUCUUUCAGGGCUGCCGGCUCCCAGAUCAAAUGGUUGGCGAUGCGGGUCCAGCACUGUGGGAGGAGGAGGUUGAAGGUGACGAUAAUUUUAGUGUCCCCAUGGCAGCCACGUGCGGCGCGGGCUGCUCGGAGGUCUUCGUGUUUCAAGGCUACAGAUAUCGUCAGGAGACCCACACGAGACUUUUUGCCCUCAACGCGAAUGGUCCGGCAAUCAUCUCUUCAUACCAAGUGCCUCAAGCUCGCGGGCCCUACACUUUUGUGAGUUUUUUGGAGGAUUUGCCUCACCUCUUCACUCUGGUACAGGGGUACAAUGCUGCGAUACAAAUCUGGAGAUACGUACGGGGACACCGACAUACCUUUCGCAUUGACAACGCGGUCGUCAAUUUCCCUGAGCAACAGCGAUUUGGGGAGCAAGUUGUCUACCUUCGCUGGGGCGUGAGGGGCGUGUCAAGCUGCGUAGUGGCAUUGUCAAAGCACAGCAUAUGGGCCCUGGAUGUGCCUCAAGAUUUGGCCAACGCCACAGCAGCGGACUUGGCAAACAAGGUUUCGUGGCGGAAGGUGAUGGAUCUUCCACUGGAGAACCAAGAGGCCAAGAAGGAUAAGGGCGAGGAUGAGGAUUCGGACGACGAAGACCCUGAGGAGCUUCCGCCAAGGCUUUUGUCUGCUGGCCCCAAGGGCAACCAAGUCAUGAUUUUCAAGACACAAGGAUCAGAAGGUUUUUGCUUGAAGCCGUGGCUUCUUGUGGAGAUGUGUGGGGAUCCAAUGGGCAGGGAGAUCCGCGUGACCAAAGUCACAUCAACAGCAUCGGUGCCAUGGAAACGAAAGGAGGAGUUCUACGAAGUGUCACCUUGCAGAUUCACUACCACCUAUUGUUCUUUGCUGCCAACGGUUUUGCGCAUGAACGAGAGACAUGGUGGCUACUUGUUCUUUGACCAGCGUGGCCGAAUUUACCGCAUACGUGAUGAAGAGAUCCUUUCGCAGCAAGAUGAUUGGAUUGCUCCAAGUUUCGUUGCGGACAGUGUCCAGCGAGUGGUUACUUUCAAGUUUCCCGCAGAAAGUGGGGCAGGGCGCGCCUGCUUGUUCUCAGUGCUGUCGCGAUUCGAAUACUUUCAGAAAGCUUUAGACAAUUGGCGGGAAGGUGCUUCUGCCGAACUGGUUGUUACAGAUGCCACCACCCAAACCUUUGAUUUGAUGCUCCGCUAUUUCCACACCGGAACCCUUGAUAGCGAACUUACUUUGGAGAACCUGGUGGCAUUGCUUGAGCUUGGCAACAAGUAUUUGUUGCCGCAUCUCAUGGCGCUCUGCAUGGCUAAGAUCCUACGACUGCUAGCAGAGAAGGACUUCAUCAGAGAUCAGAAACCGACUUUGAUGGCAGACCUAUUGCUUCUUGCAAGUGAGGCCAGUGCUUGCGGGGCAUUCAAGUUGAAAAUUAUGGAUGCCAUUGCUUCUUGCAGACCUUCUCUCACACAUGAUGCUGACUUCCUGUCCCGGGUUGCAGCAAGAUCAGCCAAUCUCUUGGCCAAGUUGUUGUCGUCAAUAAAUCCUCCAGAAACCAGCCCCGAGCAACCUGGGAGUGUGCCGAAACGGAGGAGGAUCCGACGCGAAAGGCAAAGGACAUUGUGGGGGGAUCCUGUGUUUGGACGCCAACUGGAUGGGUUUCCCAACUCUGGGCAUGAUGACUUGCCAACUUGGAGCAAAAGUGCUUCGACCGUGGAAGAGCCUAGGCUUCCGUGAUGCUGCAGUGAUGCUAUGGGGGUUCAAGCAUGUGGGGGACAACAGAGGCAUUGGGGAAGCGUGGCAUCAAUGCUUCAGAGCUGCUGAAGCC
Messenger RNA from Cladocopium goreaui, 2240 nucleotides. Lineage: Eukaryota; Dinophyceae; Suessiales; Symbiodiniaceae. The record is from the annotation of a GenBank genome assembly.